Molecule: messenger RNA, 990 nt
Organism: Penicillium longicatenatum
Lineage: Eukaryota; Fungi; Ascomycota; Eurotiomycetes; Eurotiales; Aspergillaceae
Product: UBA and UBX domain-containing protein
Exons: 2
Coding region: 1-990 (329 amino acids)
Molecular function (GO): protein binding
Source: RefSeq, a predicted model, not a curated record
AUGGCGUCGGACCUCGAUCAGCUCAUUGAGAUGGGCUUCGACAAGGAACGCGCAGAGCUAGCAGUGUCCAAGAGCGGUGGCCUGCAAGGUGCUCUGGAAUGGCUCGAGACAAAUCAAGACAAAUCCUUAGAGGAGAUCAAGGCGGCACAAUCACAGGAAGCAGAGGACGAGGAAGGCCCUGCGCUGAAGCCAGGCGAGGAGGCCCGUAGCUUGGUCUGCAACGAGUGUGGCAAGAAGUUCCGGAGCCACGCGCAGGCCGAGUUCCACGCAUCCAAGUCUGAGCAUGUGGACUUUUCCGAGUCAACCGAGGAGAUCGCGCCAUUAACAGAGGAGCAGAAGAAGCAGCGUCUCGAUGAGUUGAGGGAAAGACUGGCAGAGAAAAGGUCGGCGCAAACACUGCAGGAUAAGGCAGACCAAAAGCGAAAUGAAGUACAUAUCCCGCUAUUAAUCUGUGUGAGCCAAUUUCUGACUAUACCUCCCCAGGAAAUCCGGAGAAAGAGCACCAAAGAGAGCCAAGAUGCGAAAGAAGACUUGAAGCGAAAACAAGCAUUGAAAGACGCAGCUGCAAACAAGAGAGAGAAGGCGGAGGAAAUCGAAGCUAAGAAGCGCAUCAGGGCGAAGAUCGCGGCGGACAAGGAGGAACGACGAUUGAAGGCCGAGCGUGAGCGCGCUGAACGUGCAGGCGUGGCUCCGCCUCCGCAGCCUGCUGCUGCCCCAGUGCCUACAGCGUCCGGUCCGACUACUUCAAAGCCUGCAUCUGCUUACACCGAGACUCGUCUGCGCUUCCAGACUCCUGCCGGAAACAUUAUGAAGACCCUUCCUGUCACCACGACUCUGUUCGAGGUCGCUGCAGCUUUGAAAUCGGAGGACGGCAUUGAGGUUCAGAGCUUCACUCAGAACUUCCCCCGGAAGGUUUACAAUGCCGAGUUCUUUGGAGAGACAUUGAAGGAACUAGGACUUACGCCAAGUGCCAGCUUGGUUGUUCAAUGA